Molecule: messenger RNA, 4666 nt
Organism: Onychostoma macrolepis
Lineage: Eukaryota; Metazoa; Chordata; Actinopteri; Cypriniformes; Cyprinidae
Product: NACHT, LRR and PYD domains-containing protein 12-like
Exons: 14
Coding region: 530-3721 (1063 amino acids)
Molecular function (GO): protein binding
Source: RefSeq, a predicted model, not a curated record
AUUCCUGAAAGUCUCGCUCCUACACCGCACGUUACAGACAUCGAUGCGCACGCAGUGUCAGCAUCCUCGGCAAACUUCGACAGCUGGUUGAACCGGCUCACUCGGUUCUUUUGAGUUGUGCGUGCUGCGUCAUCGACCCAGAACUAAAGUUCGAUUCAGUUCGACUUUGUGAACCGGCUCGACCGGUUACUUCUUGAGAACCGGCUCAAAAGAACGAUUCGUUCAAGAACCGGACAUGUGUGAAUGGGGCGUUACUGGGAUUGGGAAACACUGGGCAUUUAAAAAAAAAAAAAAACAACUCUCUCGUCACAAAUGAAAAGUGAAAGCAAGUUAGAGUUCUCCUGUCGCCAUUUUAAGCCAGCAAAAUACAACUACGACACGGAAAAACCGAGCAUCAAAGUGUUUAAUAGAAGCGUCAGGGAUUUCUGUUAUGGUGUUAAAGCUGGAGGAUUUGAGAAUAGUGUAAAAGUUUGGUCAAGAGUCAGUAGAUGAGAUCAAACUCCUCAGAUUCACCUGCAGCUUCAUCAUCAUGAGUGAUUCACAAGGAUCAAGAGAUGGAGAUUUGUCUCCAGAAUGCAGCUCAAACCCAGAGCCUAGCUGUGUGUCUGUCAAGAGUAGCCACUCUAUGGAUGUGCCAAUAUAUUUGAAGACUGAAGACACACAGCCUGAUCUCAGUCUGUUCUGUUACAGUCCAGUCCAGAAGAAGAGAUUAAAGACAGAGUCCAGCUGUGUGUCUAUGAAGAGUAACCAAUCUAUGGUUCAGCAAGGAAAUUUGAAAAGUGCAGACAAACAGCCUGAUCUCAGUCCAGCGCCUGUCACUCAACCACAAGACUUCAAAAGCAUGUAUCCUGGUUUCAGCCAUGACUCUAAACUUUCUGAAGGCCUCAACACAUUAAGAUUAAAUCUGCUGAAGAAGUUUGGUCAUCUGUAUGAGGGAACAGCGACGCAGGGAAACCCAACACUCCUGAAUGAGAUCUACACAGAGCUCUACAUCACAGAGAGUGAGAGUGGAGAGAUCAGUAAUGAGCAUGAGGUGAGACAGAUUGAGACACAAUCCAGGAGAGCAGCAACAGAGGACACCGCCAUCAAAUGUAAGGACAUCUUUAGACCUUUACCUGGACAAGACAAAGCCAUCAGAACUGUGCUGACAAAGGGAGUCGCUGGCAUUGGAAAAACAGUCUCUGUGCAGAAGUUCAUCCUGGACUGGGCCGAAGGGAAAGAGAAUCAGGACAUCCAGCUCAUAUUUCCACUUCCUUUCAGAGAAAUCAACCUGAUGAAGGACAAAACACUCAGUCUUUCAGAUCUUCUUCAUGUGUUUUUCCCUGAAACUAAAGAAAUGGAAAUAUCCAGUGAUGAAUAUAAAGUGUUGUUCAUCUUUGAUGGUCUGGAUGAGUGUCGUCUGUCUCUGGACUUUCAGAGCACUGUGAGGUUGUGUAAUAUAUCUGAAUCAGCCUCAGUGGGCGUGCUGCUGAUGAACCUGAUUGUGGGGAAUCUGCUUCCCUCUGCUCUCAUCUGGAUCACCUCCAGACCAGCAGCAGCUGAUCUCGUCCCCUCUAAGUGUGUCCAUCGAGUGACAGAGGUACGAGGCUUCAAUGAGCCACAGAAGGAGGAAUACUUCAGGAAGAGAAUCAGUGAUCAGAGUCUGGCCGACAGGAUCAUCUCACACCUGAAGUCAUCAAGGAGCCUCUACAUCAUGUGCCACAUCCCUGUGUUCUGCUGGAUCUCAGCCGCUGUUCUGGAGAAGAUGGUGAGUCGAGCAGAGAGCGGAGAGAUUCCCAAGACUCUCACUCAAAUGUACACACACUUCCUGAUCCUUCAGACCAACAUCAAACGUGAGAAGGACUAUGAGAAGAAGCUGACAGAUGAAGACAUGAUCCUCAAACUGGGGAAAGUGGCUUUUGAGCAGCUUGUGAAAGGAAACCUGAUCUUCUAUGAGGAAGACCUGAGAGAGUGUGGCAUUGAUGUGGCAGAAGCAUCAGUGUACUCAGGAUUGUGCUCUCAGAUCUUCAGAGAGGAGUUGUGCUUGUAUCAGGGGAAAGUCUUCUGCUUUGUUCAUCUGAGCGUUCAGGAACAUCUAGCAGCUCUAUAUGCGCACCUCUCCUUUACAAACAAUAACAUCAGUGUGUUUGACCAGAUUACCAAACAAACUAACAUUUCUGAUCUCCAUCAGAGAGCUGUGGAUGAGGCUUUAGGCAGUAAAAAUGGGCAUCUGGACCUUUUCCUUCGUUUCCUUCUGGGUCUCUCAGUGGAGUCUAAUCAGAGUCUCUUACACAAAGUAAUGACACCUACAGGAAACCGCUCUCACAACAAUGAGAAAACAGUUCACUAUAUUAAAGAAAAGAUCAGUAAGAAUCCCUCUCCAGAUAAAUACAUCAAUCUGUUUCACUGCCUGAAUGAGCUGGGUGAUCUUUCACUAAUGAACGAAGCUGAACCUCGUAUGAGUCGUGGAGGAUUACGUCAUGUGAAACUCUCCUCAUCUCAGUGGUCAGCUUUAGUUUUUGUGUUGUUGACCUCAGAGCAGACAAUGCAGGAGUUUAAGCUGAGGAGCUUAAUUGGAGCAGAACAUGAUAGUGAUGCAUUUGUCUCCCAGAAAGCACAAAAUACAGCAGAUGAAGUUCUUCAGAAACUGCUGCCUGUGGUUACAGCAACUAGAUCAGUUGAGUUGAGUAGUUGUGGUAUCACAGAUGGAGGUUGUGCUGCUCUGGCUUCAGCUCUGAGAUCAAACCCCUCAUACCUGAGAAUACUGGAUCUGUCUGAGAAUAAAAUUGGAGACUCAGGACUGAAGCUGUUCUCUGCUGUACUGGAGAAUCCUCAAAGUAAACUGGAGAAUUUGAGGUUGUGGAAGUGUGGUGUCAGAGAUGAAGGUUGUGCUACUCUGGCUUCAGCUCUGAGAUCAAACCCCUCACACCUGAGAAUACUGGAUUUGUCUGAAAAUAACCUAGGAGACUCAGGAGUGAAGCCGUUCUCUGAUGCACUGGAAGAUCCUAACUGUAAACUGGAGAAUUUGAGGUUGAGUAAUUGUGGUGUAAGAGAUGGAGGUUGUGCUGCUCUGGCUUCAGCUCUGAGAUCCAACCCCUCACACCUGAGAAUACUGGAUCUUUCUGUGAAUGAGCUUGGAGAUUCAGGAGUGAAGGUGCUCUCUGGUGUACUGGAGAAUCCUCACUGUAAACUGGAGAAUUUGAGGUUGAGUAAGUGUGGUAUCACAGAUGAAGGUUGUGCUGCUCUGGCUUCAGCUCUGAGAUCAAACCCCUCGCACCUGAGAAAACUGGAUCUAAAUGGGAAUAAACUCGGAGACUCAAAAGUGAAGCUGCUCUUUGCUGUACUAGAAAAUCCUCAUUGUAACCUGGAGGGACUGUGGUUGUUGGAUUGUGGUGUAGCAGAUGAAAGUUGUGCUGCUCUGGCUUCAGCUCUGAGAUCAAACCCCUCACACCUGAUAAAACUACAUCUGUCAUAUAAUCAGCUUGGAGAUACAGGAUUAAAGCUGCUCUCUGCUGGACUGGAGAAUCCUCACUGUAAACUGGAGGAAUUGAGGCUGUAUGACUGUGGCAUCACAGAUGAAGGUUGUGCUGCUUUGGCUUCAGCUCUGAGAUCAAACCCCUCACACUUGAGAUUCCUGAAUCUGUCUGGGAAUAAACUAAGAGACUCAGGAGUGAAGCUGCUCUCUGCUAUGAAGGAUGAUCCCAAUUACAAACUGGAGACAUUAUGGACUUAUAUUAGAUGACAGUCUUAUCUUCUCAUGAUCAUCUGAUGGUGAAUAUGGAUCCACUACAGAGACUGAAGAUGCAGUGACUUCAUUGUUAUAAUUUAAGAAUUAAUUUAGAUUUCAGUGAUCCUCUGAAACGCCUUUUAUUUUCGGAGCAGCAAAUUACAGUUUUUCAUUCAUAGAUUAACCAUUUUAUUUGUAUAAAUGUACAGUAUAAAUAAAAAAAUGUAGGGAUUGUGGAAUAUUUUUAUUAAUCUUGAUUCAAUAUGAUACAUAGACACUCAUGUCACCACCACAUGGACUUUUGUUUGUUUUUCAUUCCUCUUGUGUUCCUUGACCUAGUUUUCCCUCAUGUCUGAUUAUGUCAUUUGGUUCACCUGUGUCUUGUUAAUUAUAAUAGUUUGCUGGUGUACUUAAGUUCCUGUUUGUUCAGUUUAGUUUUGUCAGAUAUUGUUAAAGUCAACAUGUGUCAUUUACUUUCCUCCAUGUGGAUAUUCCUGGUGGGUAGAUUAGUUAAAGACUGUUUUUCAUCAUCUUCAUUUUCUUGCGUGUUCAUUCGACACCAUUACGUAGUGAUGGAAAAAUGAAGCUUUGUGAAGCACAGAGGCAUCCCCUCAACUGUAUCUUAAAAAGGUUCAUUACUCGAAGCUUUUCAAGACAAUGCACACUAACGACAUCUUGUGAUCAAAAGGUGGAAAAAGCUGCCUUUACGUCCCAGACGAGCCAGCCAUUUUUGUAUUGUUUCAGAUAAUAAAUCAGUUUGUGCUAUGAAAAUAAAGCAAAGAAAGUAUUCACUCUAUAUAAAUAAGUCUUUUACAUGCCAGUCAUUGUUUUACACAAUAUAUUAAUAAAUGAGUCUGUGAAUAAAUUUGUGGGAAAAAAGAGUGUUGAGAGUGAAUUGGUGGGUUUUUGUUAAAUGUGAGCCUAAAUCAUCACAAUUAAAAGAACCAAAGAUUUAAACUA